Molecule: messenger RNA, 977 nt
Organism: Solenopsis invicta (red fire ant)
Lineage: Eukaryota; Metazoa; Arthropoda; Insecta; Hymenoptera; Formicidae
Gene: Membrin
Product: Golgi SNAP receptor complex member 2
Exons: 2
Coding region: 123-761 (212 amino acids)
Biological process (GO): vesicle fusion; vesicle-mediated transport
Cellular component (GO): Golgi apparatus; endoplasmic reticulum membrane; late endosome membrane
Molecular function (GO): SNARE binding; SNAP receptor activity
Source: RefSeq, a predicted model, not a curated record
UCUAUAAAUUUUAUGUUCUAUGGUUAGGACACGUCAUUGGCUGAUGUCAAAUGAUAGAAUUUUACAAAUUUUUACUGAAAUUUGUUUAGAUUACUAAUCAAAAUCUUUUUACUGAGAACAAAAUGGAGGCAUUGUAUCAUCAAACUAAUAAAUUGAUACAGGAAACGCAGCACAUUUUCUCGCAACUCGAAAGAAAAUCAUCUAAUACAGAUCUGCAGGAGGUGCAGCAAGCUAUUGAGGACAAAAUAAGUCUUAUCAACAGUAAUUGCGAGCGACUCGACGUGCUAUGUCUCAAGGGUCCGGUGUCACAGAGGCAGAACUACAGGAUGAGAGUGGACCAGCUCAAGUACGACAGUCGUCAUCUCAGCGCUGCCCUGAACUCAUGGCACAAUCGCGUAAUACGACAACAGAGAGAAGAAGCGGAGAGAGAGGCUCUACUGGCCAGGAAAUUUACCACCAACGACCAUGUGGACAUUUUCAUUGAUCACACUGUACAGCAUAAUAACAGCUUACACAAUGCCAUUCAUGGCAUAGAUGAUAUGUUGCACCAGGGCAGCAACGUCCUAGAUAACUUGAGAUCUCAGAGAAUAACAUUGAAAGGAGCCCACAAACGCCUAAUAGACAUUGGCAAUACCUUGGGACUUUCCAAUACCACUAUGAGGCUGAUCGAGCAACGAACCAAGCAGGAUGGAUUUAUUUUAGUCUUUGGUAUGACCCUCACUUGCAUAGUUAUUCUUUUAGUGAUAGUUUAUCUCACUUAGACAUUCCAAAAAUUGUUAAAUAUAAUAUAUAUGUAUGUUAUAUCUGAGGUUAAUUGUAAUCAAUUGCUUGAUUUACAUACUUGUUAGUUUUUCUUACAUAAUACGAUUAUUAUAUGCUUAUUAAGAGAACAAUUAUAGGUUGCAAGAUAUUUAAAAUUAUUUGAUUAUUAUAUAUAUAUGUAAAUAUAGGUACCAAAAUAAAUGCAAUUUACAAGA